Paramecium octaurelia is the source of this 1474-nucleotide messenger RNA. The record is from the annotation of a GenBank genome assembly. Lineage: Eukaryota; Ciliophora; Oligohymenophorea; Peniculida; Parameciidae.
AUGAACUAAAUCAGAAAUCUUAAGAUUUAUUGUUCAUGUGGGGAAAUGAAUCUUUUUCAAUAGGUUUGCCUAAGUAAGUCAUGCAAAGCUGUUAAUAGAGCUUAUUGUCUUAAAUGCGAUAAAAGAAUUGAACAUCUUGCGUGUCAAAACAAUCUAAAAGAUGAAAACGGAUUAAUUCACUUUUUUGAAGAUAUUGGGGAAAAAUAGAAUUUUAUAUUGAGAAAUAAUAAGAGUGCUUACAAGAAAUUUUAGAAAAAUUUAAUGAAUUAACUUCCAAGUUGAGGGAUAAGUGUCAAUAUAAUCAAUAGAGACUUUAAGAAUUAAAUGAAUCAAAAUUAAAGACCAUAAUAGACGAAAUUUUUUAAUUUUAAAAUGAAUUUGAAAAAGGUUUAGAAAAAGAGAUUUAGAUUUUUUCAAAAGAAAUGGAUACAAAAUUACAUAAUUGGAUCAAAGAAUUAAGUCCACCAAAUGCACAAUGUAAAUAUUAAUUAUUUUUAGAACCUUCCAUAUCCGAGUCUCAAGAACACGAGAAGCGAAAAACAAAGAGAUCUGCUCAAAAUGAAGCUGCUCAAUAACUCGGAGAUUAAAUUUACAGAGCAUCAAGAGCGCCAAAAAUUCCUCAAGAUUCUUUUGAGGCAGUAAUAAAGUUCUUACUUGAUUAAACAGAUUUCAACUUAGAUCCAAGAAUAGAUACUAUACAAAAUAAAUUUAUUUUCUUUAGCGUAGAAAUCAACCAACAAUCCUUUGAAAGCAAUAUUGCUUAAAUCUAAAAUAUAAGGUUUCCUAAUGAUUAUACCGUAAUAUAUCAACAUGACAGAUCUUGUAUAAGAACUUUGAAACCAAUAGCUUUCAGUAAAUAUAAUGAGUUUUACUUAAUGAAAAUAAAAAAUAGUAACUUUUAGGAUGAGGUGUUUUUUCUUAAGAUGCCUAUUGGGUAUUUAUUUUUUAAAUUCAAAGAGGAUAAACCUAUAGCUCAAUGAAUGAAGCAAUUCAAGAUUGUAGAUCCCAUCUAAUUUCGAAAAGAUUUAUGCAAAAAUUUGUUUCCUAAUUAAAUGGGAAAGGAUGCAAAACUCCUCCUAUUGGAUUUUCAGAUCUCCUGAUUCUUUAAGAAAAUGAAAGUAAAUUUGUUUUUUAAUUAUUAGAGAGUUUUUGGAUUGCAGAGAGAUUGUAUAAGGGAGAUUAUGUAACAUUUAAUAAUAACGCUGGAUAUAUAAAUAGUGAUGAUAAUCUCUUAAAUAAUGUAGCUUAAGUGUUUUCUAUUUACACAUAUAUCAUUAGUAAGUUUUAGUAUUUAAUUUGCAAUUUGUAAGGAGUAGGUUCUUUCCUAACAGAUCCAAUAAUCAAUACAGUUGAAGGGAAUUUUGGAGAAACUGAUUUAGGCAUAGAUGGUCUUUCUGAGUAUGUUAUUUCAGUUGAAAGAUUUAGAGAAACACGUUAUCAAAAAUACUUAGAUAUGUUGGAUGUAAAAUUUUGA